CCAUCUUUCUAGCUCCCUAGCAGUACUUUCUUAUCGAUAAGCAAAUACAUGACUUCUGCUAAAGAUGAUGAAGACUUUUGGUACAGUAGUGAAAAACGAUCGUUCUGUUUCGAAAACAAUGAGGUGGAUCAAUUGUUUGGAGUAUCAAAGACUGAUACAGAUAAGCUAUGGGCUGGUAUUUCAAACACAUCUACAUCAGAAGGCCCUUUAAAAACCACCAAUGAUUAUCAGCCACUUAAACCUAUGUUAUCUAUUAUCUCGGAAAAAACACUUUCUUGCAUUUUGGCAACAGAUAAAUUACAAAAUCUCCAUUCAGAAACAAGUAUUUCACAACCAGACGUAACUCUCAGAAAAAUCUUACUUGGCCAACCAUAUUCUUUGGAUCAAUACAAAUCACUUGCCAGCAAAACUGCCUUAUUAGAUUCAGCAAUAAUAAGUGGAGAUGGAAAUACAAUUUUAAUAAUUAUCCUAUUCCUUACAAAAACUCUUAAGAGAACUUUAGUCCAAAGAAUAUUAGCGGAAAGACCAGAUGCAGUCAAUAUGUACAUAAGAUAUCUUUCUAUAAGAUUACAGUUAAAUGAUAUUACUGAUAUUUUAACAAUGCUAGGGCAAUCAAAGGAUGCUGCAAUGAAAACUUUGCACAUUAUUAUAAAGAAUACUCGAGAUCCCAAUAGACUGUUAAACAAACUUCAAAAUAUUUAUGAAACACAAUUCUUAAAUUUAGCUGAUUGCAAAGAGACUUCAUUUGUUCAAUCUUAUAUCAAAUUACUUGAGUGGCAAAUAACAGUAAAAAAAAUGGAUGGAAAUGAAGACAUUGAACUGAAUUCGUCUGUCCUUAACUGUCUAAGACAUAUGUGUAAAGGGCCAGAGAGACGUUUAAUGUCUACAAUCUUAUCUCAACAGCAUGAUGUGUCUCCUAGACAAUAUCAAAAGGUUGCAUUAGAAGUUAGAGCUGCAGCCAGUGAAUGGGAUGAUGUUGAUCAACUACUUCUAACAAAGGGGUGGUUAGGGAGCAAAAAGUUACAAAUUCAUCUACCUAUUGAAGAUGUACUAAAAAUAUUGCACAAAAAUAGUGCACCUUCUGAGAUACUUGAAAAAUAUUUAAAAUUUGUUGAUAAUAUCGAAAGACGAUUGGAAUUAGCGAAAACUAUGCAUUGUUUUAGAGUAGCGAUCGAUAUACUUGUUCAACAAGCAGAUCGUAUUGCGUUAAUAGAAUAUAAAAGUAAAUUACAACCUCAAUCAGAAGAAUAUUUCUAUGCGGAAAGCGCGCUACGCUUACCAUCAGUGAAAUGGAAGAGCUAA
Habropoda laboriosa is the source of this 1302-nucleotide messenger RNA. RefSeq names its product spermatogenesis-defective protein 39 homolog. The record is from RefSeq and is a predicted model, not a curated record. The coding region runs from base 49 to 1302 and encodes 417 amino acids. Gene Ontology annotation, biological process: intracellular protein transport; vacuolar transport. The transcript has 10 exons. Lineage: Eukaryota; Metazoa; Arthropoda; Insecta; Hymenoptera; Apidae. Gene Ontology annotation, cellular component: cytoplasm.